Messenger RNA from Zingiber officinale, 1908 nucleotides. RefSeq names its product probable apyrase 6. Gene Ontology annotation, molecular function: nucleoside diphosphate phosphatase activity. Gene Ontology annotation, cellular component: membrane. Lineage: Eukaryota; Viridiplantae; Streptophyta; Magnoliopsida; Zingiberales; Zingiberaceae. Bases 151 to 1806 code for a protein of 551 amino acids. Gene Ontology annotation, biological process: nucleoside diphosphate catabolic process. The record is from RefSeq and is a predicted model, not a curated record. The transcript is spliced from 8 exons.
UACUUCGGAGGCAAAUAAAAAUUUCCAAAAACAAAACUGGACUUCUUUGCUCGUUCCUUCCCGUCGAUCUCGAGGAGUCGUCGAAGACGACGAUGAAGCCCUAGCGGAUGGAUCCCGCACCAAUCCCGUCGUUGACCUGAUCUCGUCUCCAUGGAUUUCUCCUCCCUCCAGUCUCGCCCUUCUUCCUCCUCAUCGUCCUCUCUCGGCUCCGGCGGCGCCUACAUCCCGCCGCACCGCACCCAGCUCCACCCCCGCCUGUACUACUCGGCCCCUUCCUCCGUCGCCUCCCGUUCCCUCCCCCUUGGCGGAGGUGGCCGCCGCUGGAUUCUCGCUGCAGGUCUCCUCAUCCUCCCUUUCCUAUUCUACCUCUUAGCCGCCGCCGGGCGGACCCACGUCUCGGCUCAUUUCGACGCUCCCCGCCCCAGGGGAUUCGGCCUCGUCAUCGGUGCCAGUUCGGCUGGGUCCCGGAUCCACGUCUUCGAGUUCCUCAACGAAGGUAGGAUCUCCUUCGUCGGCUCCGAUGGCGGGGCGUCCGUGUCGCUGCAGGUGAGGCCCGGUUUGGGCGCGUUCGGCGCGGCGCUGGAGGAUGCCGGCGGGUCAAUCGUCAAGCUGCUGGAAUUCGCCAAGCGGAGGGUUCCGAGAGCGGAAUGGAGGAAGACGAAGGUGAUGCUGAUCGAGAAUGGAGGGUUGGAGAAACUUCCCUUGCGAGUGAGGUUGGCAAUUAUGGACUCUUGCAGGAGGGCUUUGAGGUCGUCUGGAUUUAUGUUCGCAAACGAGUGGGCUUCCUCCAUCACAGGUCAAGAUAAAGGGAUCUAUGCUUGGAUUGCUGCCAACUAUGUCCUUGGUACAUUAGGAGGUAAUCGUCAAGAAACUGUGGGGAUCAUUGAACUUGGUGGGGCUUCGACACAGAUCACAUUCGCUCCAGAAGAGCCACCUUCCACGGAGUUCUCUAGAAUGCUUAAAUUUCCUGGUGUUACUUAUAACCUUUAUAGCAAAAGCAUUCACCAAUUUGGUCAGGAUGUAGCUUGGGAGUCAUUAAUGCAUUUGCAUAACUACAGUACGACUGGGACAGCUUCAAGCUAUAUUGAGGAAACUAUCCAAUUUUCAUGCCUCCCAAAAGCAUACAACCAAAGUUUUAUUGUGAUGAAAUCAUCUAUAGUAUCUCAGAAGAACAUUUCAGUUGAAGCAGAGAACAGAUUUGCUACGUGUAGAUCAAAGGCCUAUAUGUUGUUACAAGGACAAGGUAUCUGUUCAAAUUCCCAAUGUGAAAUUUUACAAAGAUUUAAGACUGAAUUUAAAGGAAUGCUGGAAUCCCGGCAGAAAUUUUACUUUGUUUCCGAGUUGUUUGGGAUGACACCAAAGGCUUCCUUGUUAGAUGUAGAAGCUGCUGGACGACAUUAUUGCGAAGACAAUUGGCAUAGUCUAAAAGAAGCACAUCCCAGCAUCCAUGAGAUGGACCUCAUGAAAUAUUGUUUUUCAUCAGCUUUCAUGGUGUCUCUAUUACAUGAUGGUCUUGGAGUUCCCAUGGAUGAAAAACAGAUAGGGUUUGCUGAUUCCACUGGAGGCAGUCCUCUGGAUUGGACAUUAGGUGCAUUUGUACUGCAAACAGUGUACCAGCCCGAGUUAGAUCCUGAAAACUUCCCAAAUAUUGCCGGGAGCGAUACAUUAACGUUCAUUUUAUUGUUUGUGAUAGUUCUUCUUGUAAUUCUCUCUGUAUUCUAUGUAUCUAAUUGGCGAAAACCAAGGUCGAAGACUAUUUAUGACCUAGAGAAGGGGCGUUACAUAGUUACCCAUAUGCCUGCCUGAUUUUUGUUCCCCCAAUUUUGUUAAUGUAUUUAUGGAACAUUGCGAUUAUUCUUUGUAGAGGAUUAAUUGAUCAGAGAAAUCUUAAGGCUCUUUAAUUUUGCA